AUGGAUGAAUUCAGCCGAGGACUGAGGCCUACGGACAGAUCUUUGCCAAUAGCUAAUAUAUCAAAGAUUAUGAAGAAGCCGAUUCCCAAAGAAGCCAAAGUCGCUAAAGAUGCGAAGGAAAUAAUGCAAAAGUCUGCGGGUGAGUUUAUAGCUAUAAUAACAUGCAGAGCCAAGGAAAUAUGCGAGUCAGAAGCCCGUAAGACUGUUACUGGAGAAGACUUAAUAAGAGCAAUGGACGAGCUGGAUAUGCCUUAUUAUGCCGAGCUGGCAAGGAAGUAUUAUAUUCAGUAUAGAGAACUUGCAAAAAACGAAAGGGUUCGAAAGUAUUCAAGAAGCUUUGACUACGGCAAGCCUUAA
Molecule: messenger RNA, 357 nt
Organism: Encephalitozoon intestinalis ATCC 50506
Lineage: Eukaryota; Fungi; Microsporidia; Unikaryonidae
Product: CCAAT binding transcription factor subunit A
Exons: 1
Coding region: 1-357 (118 amino acids)
Biological process (GO): regulation of transcription by RNA polymerase II
Cellular component (GO): CCAAT-binding factor complex
Molecular function (GO): protein heterodimerization activity; DNA-binding transcription activator activity, RNA polymerase II-specific; RNA polymerase II cis-regulatory region sequence-specific DNA binding
Source: RefSeq, a predicted model, not a curated record